GCGUCGCGUAUGCGCUUGCGCCUCAUUACAAAUUAUAUUGGAAAUCGUAACUUGUAUUGAACAGGGUUUGUCGAAACGGACAAAAUGGCUCCCGGUGUUAUAACAAAUUCUGAAACAGUUUUAAAUGAUACAUUGGGAGUGAUAACUAAUGGUGUUAAUCUUAAUGCUGGUUUUACAAAUGAUGUUAAGACGUGUCCCAUUGACCAUUUUGCUUUAGCCGAAGUUGAUAAUGCAAAUAUAACGAAAUCAAAAAAAUCAGAAGAUGUUGAUGUCAAAAUUCAAAUACAGAAGCUUGAUAAGAAGCAACCAAGAAGAGUUAUAAGGCCCAAAGUCUUGAAGAAUCUUGAGUCCAGGGUAUACCUAUAUGAUAGACUCUAUGAUACAACCUGUCCAAGAGUGCCAACACUAUGCAACGAGAGAGCAUGUUUGGGCAGCUUGAUGUCGAUCCCUGGUCGUGGAGACGUGCCUAGAAGUCCGGAAGAGGUUCUCAUCGACGCGAAAGAUUUUCUUGGACAAUACUUUGCUUCUAUACGUAGGGCAAACACAGUAGCCCAUGAGGCUCGCUGGAAGACGGUUCAAGAAGAGGUAGCGAAGACUGGCACCUACCAGCUGACUACAACGGAGUUGGUAUUCGGGGCUAAAUUGGCCUGGAGAAACGCUAGCCGAUGCAUCGGCAGGAUACAGUGGUCUAAACUACAAGUGUUCGAUUGUCGACAAGUGACAACCACGAGUGGCAUGUUUGAAGCCCUCUGCAAUCACAUUAAGUAUAGCACUAACAAAGGAAACAUCAGGUCGGCAAUUACCGUCUUUCCUCAACGUACUGACGGCAAGCAUGACUAUAGAAUAUGGAACAGCCAACUGAUUAGCUACGCUGGAUACAAACAGCCAGACGGAACCGUUUUGGGAGAUCCGAUGCAUUGUGAGUUUACCGAGCUUUGCCUCAAGCUAGGCUGGAAACCUCCACGAACUGCUUGGGAUAUUCUCCCUCUUGUCCUUUCUGCUAAUGGAAAAGAUCCGGACUAUUUUGAAAUACCGAGAGAACUUGUCAUGGAAAUUCAUAUGACUCACCCAACACAUGAAUGGUUCGAGGAGCUUCAACUCCGCUGGUACGCUCUACCAGCUGUGUCCAGUAUGCGCUUCGACUGCGGCGGCAUUGAGUUUACAGCUAAUGCCUUCAAUGGCUGGUAUAUGAGCACCGAGAUCGGUUGUCGGAACUUCUGCGAUACUAAUCGAUUGAAUAUGUUGGAGAAAGUAGCUCAGAAGAUGGGCUUAGACACCAGAACUCCAGUAAAUUUAUGGAAGGACAAGGCCCUAGUGGAGGUAAACGUGGCUGUUCUCCAUAGCUUCCAGCAGCACAACGCGACUAUUGUAGACCAUCACACAGCCUCUGAGAGCUUUAUCAAGCACUUAGACAACGAAAACAGACUGCGUUCCGGCUGUCCGGCGGACUGGAUAUGGAUCGUCCCGCCGAUGUCAUCAUCCAUCACUCCGGUAUUUCAUCAAGAGAUGGCGCUCUAUUACUUACGACCAGCUUAUGAAUACCAGGAGCCAGCAUGGAAAACUCAUCAAUGGCAGAAGUCAAAGCCGAUCACAGGCAAGAGGCCCAUAAAUAGAAAGUUCCACUUCAAACAGAUUGCGCGCGCAGUGAAAUUCACAUCCAAACUCUUUGGUCGAGCGCUCUCUAAGAGGAUUAAGGCAACCGUUCUAUACGCCACCGAGACUGGCAAGUCUGAGCAGUAUGCGAAGGAAUUAGGAGUCAUAUUUGGGCAUGCGUUUAACGCCCAGGUUCAUUGCAUGAUUGAUUAUGAUAUCACGUCUAUUGAACACGAAGCGCUUUUACUGGUUGUGACAUCGACUUUCGGAAACGGAGAUCCACCAGAAAAUGGUGUGGCUUUUGGUGAACAUCUCUGUGAGCUACUUUAUGCUGAUCAAGUUAGUGAAGAAAAUACAGCAGGCUCUCAAAUGCUGACCCCGAAAUCUUUUAUCAAAGCAAAUAGUCAAAUUGAACUUCAAAGAUAUGCUGCGAGUAAUCCAAAGCAACUCAGUCGCAUCGAAUCUUUAAAAGGAAGCGCAACUGAUGCAACAUCAAUAGACAGUUUUGGUCCGUUGAGCAACGUCCGCUUCGCUGUGUUUGCCCUCGGCUCCAGUGCUUAUCCAAACUUCUGCAAUUUCGGCAAGUACAUCGACCGACUGCUUGGUGACCUGGGAGGUGAAAGAAUUCAUGAUAUUGCUACAGGAGAUGAGAUGUGUGGUCAAGACCAAGCUUUCAGAAAAUGGGCAUCUAGUGUAUUUAAUGUUGCAUGCGAAACUUUCUGCUUGGAUGACGACGAAACUUUGCAAGAAGCUAAACGAGCUCUAGGGACGGUUGCACUUAGUGAGGAAACAGUUAGAUUUGCUUUUCCCACAUGUAAGCCACCAGUUUUGCUUAAUGCCCUACAAACAGCGAUAAAUAGACAACUUGUAACGUGCGUUGUAAAAGCAAAUAAAGAUUUAGGAGAUUUAAGUGCUGAACGAUCAACGAUAUUCAUUGACAUGGAGCCAAAGGGUGAAAUUAAUUAUGAUCCCGGUGACCAUGUCGGUAUAAUGGCAUGCAAUCGGAAAGAGUUAGUUGAUAGCUUAUUAGCUCGUUUGAAGGACAUUGAUAAUUACGACGAGCCGUUGCAGUUACAACUUAUGAAAGAGACUCAUACAUCGAGCGGUCCUGUAAAGUCUUGGGAGCCUCAUGAAAAGCUACCUGUCGCGAGUGUUCGAGAUUUAUUCACAAGAUUUUUAGAUAUAACAACGCCACCGACCACUAUUCUUUUACAAUAUUUGGCAAAAACUUGUGACGACGAAGAUGAAAAAAAAUACUUGAAUACUCUAGCUACAGACCCAGCAGCAUAUGAAGAUUGGCGUCAUUAUCAUUUUCCUACUUUACCUGAAGUUUUGAAUCAAUUUACGUCCGCAAAACCAAGCGCAUCGCUACUUGCCGCUCUUCUUUCACCCUUGCAACCGAGAUUCUAUUCGAUCUCAUCAUCACCAAUCGCUCACCCGAAACGAAUACACCUCACUGUAGCAGUUGUUACAUACAGAACUCAAGAUGGCGAAGGCCCAGUUCACUAUGGUGUUUGCUCAAACUAUCUCAUGGAUCGUAAGCCCGGGGAUGAAGUAUAUCUAUUCAUCCGAAGUGCACCGAACUUCCAUCUCCCUCACGAUUUGUCAGUGCCUCUUAUUUUGAUAGGCCCUGGAACAGGUAUUGCGCCGUUUAGAGGAUUUUGGCAUCAUCGUAAUGCUCUGCAGAAUACUCGUCCACGCUCAAAUAUUGGUCCUGUUUGGUUGUUCUUUGGUUGUAGAACAAAAACAAUGGAUUUGUAUCGAGAAGAAAAAGAGCAGGCUCUUAAAGAAGGUGUACUUUCGAAAGUGUUUCUUGCUCUGUCAAGAGAGAGUAAUGUACCUAAGAUGUAUGUCCAAGAACUCGCCGAAAAAGAAGGGGCUGAAAUUCAUGAUCUAUUAGUCAAUAAAGGUGGUCACUUUUAUGUAUGUGGUGACUGUAAAAUGGCAGAAGAUGUUCAUCAAAAAUUAAAGGGAAUAAUAAAGAAACAUGGUAACAUGACGGAUGAGCAAGUGCAAAACUUCAUGUUUGUACUGAAGGAGGAGAAUCGGUACCACGAAGAUAUUUUCGGCAUAACGCUUCGCACGGCUGAAGUCCACAACGCUUCCCGUGAAUCCGCUCGCAGGAACAGAGUGGCGGCGCAGCCAUGA
This is a messenger RNA of Melitaea cinxia (Glanville fritillary), 3741 nucleotides long. It is a transcript of the gene Nos, whose product is annotated as nitric oxide synthase-like protein. Lineage: Eukaryota; Metazoa; Arthropoda; Insecta; Lepidoptera; Nymphalidae. The coding region runs from base 85 to 3741 and encodes 1218 amino acids. The transcript has 22 exons. Gene Ontology annotation, molecular function: calmodulin binding; nitric-oxide synthase activity; heme binding. The record is from RefSeq and is a predicted model, not a curated record. Gene Ontology annotation, biological process: nitric oxide biosynthetic process.